CCGGCAACGGGGACCCUGGCGAGGAGGGGCCCGCCUGGCAAGCGCAGCGGCGUGGUGAGGGGACACGCCCCCUACGGAGUUCUGGCGUGCGCACGCGCAGUGGCGCAGGGCGGGCUGCGCGGCGCGCUCUUUUGGGGAAUGCUGAUACUGGCGAGCUGGGGCUACAGGUUCAGUGGCGUCCGCUCGGACUCUUCGCCGGCCCGGCCUCGGCAGAGCAGCCCUGCCGCCGAGGAAGCGCCACCGAAUGUGCCGUUACCUGUCCCCCGCAGGCCCAUGGCUGACAAAACCGAGGAGGCUGGCGGCAUCCACUUCCCUUUUCCCUUCACACCCUAUGCCAUCCAGAAAGACUUCAUGGCAGCACUGUACCAGGUGUUGGAGGCUGGCAAGAUUGGGAUCUUUGAGAGUCCAACCGGCACGGGAAAAUCCUUAAGUCUCAUUUGCGGGGCCCUCUCCUGGCUCCGCGACUUUGAACAGAAGAAACGUCAAGAGGAGGCGCGUCUCCUUGAGGCCGGAGCCGCCCCCUUAAACGAUGGGAAGGACCAGCCCCUGUGUCCCCCACCCUCCUGCCAGGAGAGCCCGGGCACCCCUCGGGCCUCUGAGGAGCCCGACUGGGUCACUCAGUUUGUGCAGAAGAAAGAAGAAAGGGACCUGGUGGACCGGCUAAAGGAGGAGCAGGUCAGGAGGAAGAGGCGAGAAGAACGCCUCCAGCAGAUCCGUCACAACGCGCCACUCAAGUUCUUGGCCAAGCGCAUGAGACAGGAAGAUGAAGAAACCGAGCGUCUCCUCCGCCUGAGCAGGGAGAUGCUGGCGGCGGGUGCAGGGCCCGAGCAGCAGGCCUCUGAGGAGGAGGAGCUGGUCCUCGCCGAGUACGAGAGUGACGAGGAGAAGGGAGCGGCCAGCGGAGCAGACGCAGAUGAGGAUGACCUGGAGGAAGAGCAUGUGACUAAGAUUUACUACUGCAGUCGGACGCAUUCGCAGCUGGCCCAGUUCGUGCACGAGGUGCAGAAGAGCCCCUUCGGCAAGGACACCCGGCUUGUCUCCCUGGGCUCUCGGCAGAACCUUUGUGUCCAUGAGGACGUGCGAAAGCUGGGUUCUGUGCAGCUGAUCAAUGACCGCUGCGUGGAGAUGCAGAGAAGCAAACACGAGAGGAAGAGCAUCGCCGAGGAGGAGAAGUCUGGGCGGAGGAGGAAGCAGGAGGUGCGGGCCGCCUGCCCCUUCUACAACCACGAGCAGCUGCAGCUCCUCCGGGAUGAGGUCCUGGUGGGGGUGAAGGACAUCGAGCAGCUGGUGGCCCUAGGCAAGGAGGCUCGGGCCUGUCCCUACUACGGGAGCCGGUUCGCCAUUCCAGCAGCCCAGCUGGUGGUGCUGCCCUACCAGAUGCUGCUGCACGCGGCCACCCGGCAGGCGGCGGGGAUCCGGCUGCAGGGCCAGGUGGUGGUCAUCGACGAGGCCCACAACCUGAUCGACACCAUCACCAGCAUCCACAGCGUGGAGGUCAGCGGUUCCCAGCUCUGCCAGGCCCACUCCCAGCUGCUCCAGUACAUGGAACGAUACCGGAAACGCUUGAAGGCCAAGAACCUGAUGUACAUCAAGCAGAUCCUGUAUCUGCUGGAGAAGUUCGUGACUGUGCUGGGCGGGAACGUUAAGCAAAACCCCAAUACCCAGAGCCUCUCGCAGGCAGGAACAGAGCUGAAGACCAUCAACGACUUCCUCUUUCAGAGCCAGAUCGACAACAUCAACCUGUUCAAGGUGCGGCGCUACUGUGAAAAGAGCAUGGUCAGCAGAAAGGUACCUGUCCCUUUGCGCGGGGCCCCGUCACCGUCCUCCAUGCCUCUGUGUCUCCUGCCCUGCAGAACCUCCAGAGGCCCCUGUGCCGGUGCUCACCAUGGGGCAGCUCACCAGGGGCGGGGAGGGUCUGUCCAUCUCCCUCUCACAGCUGCUGUUGUCAUCCCCAUCCCAGCUCCUCGGCUUCACAGAGAGGUACGGGGAGGGCCUAGCAUCCUCCAGGGAGCAGCCCAAACUGGCCGGCUUUCAGCACUUCCUUCAGAGCCUGCAGCCUGGGGUGACGGCGGCUCCUGCGGCCCCUGCGGAGGAGGGGGAGGAUGGGGCGCCGCGGCCCGCGUCCCCACUGAUGCACAUCGAAGGCUUCCUCACAGCUCUCACCACUGCCAACCAGGACGGCAGGGUCAUCCUGAGCCGCCAAGGCAGCCUCAGUCAGAGCAGCCUCAAGUUCCUGCUCCUGAAUCCAGCCGUGCACUUUGCCCAGGUGGUGAAGGAAUGCCGGGCAGUGGUCAUUGCAGGGGGCACCAUGCAGCCGCGAAUGUUACCAGCCUUUCCUUUUACCUCUUUUUUCUGUUCUUCUGUACUUGCUGCCUCCUGGCCCAGACCUCUGGGAGAUUACAGAGCUGGCCUUGUGGUCUGCAGGUGUCUGACUUGCGGGAGCAGCUGCUGGCGUGUGCCGGGGUGGCAGCUGAGCGCGUAGUGGAGUUCUCCUGUGGUCAUGUGAUCCCUCCAGACAACAUCCUGCCCCUCGUCAUCUGCAGCGGGCCCUCCAACCAGCAGCUGGAAUUCACGUACCAGAAGAGAGAGCUGCCUCAGAUGAUGGAUGAGACGGGCCGCAUCCUCUGUAACCUUUGCAAUGUGGUGCCAGGAGGGGUGAUCUGCUUCUUCCCCUCCUAUGAGUACCAACGCCAAGUCCAUGCCCACUGGGACAAGAAUGGUCUGCUGGCCCGCCUGGCUGUCAGGAAAAAGAUAUUUCAGGAGCCCAAGAGAGCAAACCAGGUGGAGCAGGUGCUGCUGGAGUAUUCCAGGUGCAUUAAGCACUGCAGCCCAGCGGGGGGCACCAUGACAGGGGCCCUGCUGCUCUCUGUGGUCGGAGGGAAGAUGAGUGAAGGCAUCAACUUCUCUGACAAUCUUGGCCGGUGUGUGGUCAUGGUGGGCAUGCCCUUCCCCAACAUCAGGUCUGCAGAGCUGCGGGAGAAGAUGGCUUACCUGGACCAGACCCUUCCCAGAGCCCCAGGCCAGGCCCCUCCUGGGAAGGCGCUGGUGGAGAACCUGUGUAUGAAGGCCGUCAACCAAUCCAUAGGCAGGGCCAUCAGGCACCAGAAGGAUUUUGCCAGCAUAGUGCUGCUGGACCAGCGGUAUGCCCGCCCACCCGUCCUGGCAAAGCUGCCGGCCUGGAUCCAGGACCGUGUGGAGGUCAAAGCCACCUUUGGCCCUGCCUUUGCUGCUCUGCGGAAGUUUCAUCGAGAGAAGUCUGGCUCCUCCUGACAGACAGCUGCACCAUGGCCUGGUCACCAGGCCGUUCCUUCACCCCUCCCACUAGAAAUGUUGUCUUGGGCCUGGACUGCAGAGAGAUCCUGUCCAAGAAGGUGAAACCCAGGUGGAGAGCAUGGUAGCCCCCUUCUGGAGUCAGCAGGCUGCCCGGAUCCAGGAGUAAGUGGAAAAGCCCACAGGAGAAAAUGAGGCUGAUCCUGAAGGAACAGUGGCCCCGCCAUUCCUGGGUCUGGCCCCAGGCAGCUGCCCUCCCUGGAAUCGAGUCUGUCUUCCACUCAGCAUGGCCCCGAGGCCAGCUCCCUGCCUGGAUUCCCGGCCAGUUUCCGUGGAUGGCUGUGGAGGCUGCAGCAUCUCCACCCUUCUCUGGUGUCCACAUUCUCAGAGGUGAUGUGGAGCCAAGUCCCUCCUGCCUCUCCCUUUCUCACUAAAAUGAGGUGUUCUAGACCUUCCAACCCUCUCCUGGAAACUAAGAACAUUCCCCACCCUGGGGCUUCUGGUCACCUCAACCACCUUCUUUAAGUUGCUAAGAACUGCUCUACCCCCACCCACUGGCCUCACUUCUUCCUGCAGUGCUGCUCCCUAACCUGCUCCCAGCCCUGCCAGCAGGUUCAUCUUCCUGGAGUGGCUCCAGGUCCUCCAAGUCAGCGGUCCCUCCCUCCCUCUCAGCCACUGGAGCAGACGCAAGACACCUCCUCCCCUGACAUCAGCAAUCAUGCCAAGGGCCAUUAGGCUCUCAGCAAGGCUAUUUUUAGAGACCCCCGUGUCUGUCGCUGAGACGUUUUUUCCUAUGUGGCGACGUCCCUCCCUCCGUCUGCCCCUGCUGACUGCACCUCUCCCUACCCCCACUGCCUGAGACCCACCUCGGAGGGACGUCUGUGUUCUGUGCAGCUGUAGUUCCUUAAUUAAAAGGGCACUGUUGGUUUAUG
Hippopotamus amphibius kiboko is the source of this 4202-nucleotide messenger RNA. RefSeq names its product DEAD/H-box helicase 11 (gene DDX11). Bases 139 to 3270 code for a protein of 1043 amino acids. Gene Ontology annotation, biological process: establishment of sister chromatid cohesion; nucleobase-containing compound metabolic process. Gene Ontology annotation, cellular component: nucleus. The transcript is spliced from 27 exons. Gene Ontology annotation, molecular function: ATP binding; DNA helicase activity; hydrolase activity, acting on acid anhydrides, in phosphorus-containing anhydrides. The record is from RefSeq and is a predicted model, not a curated record. Lineage: Eukaryota; Metazoa; Chordata; Mammalia; Artiodactyla; Hippopotamidae.